AUGCCGAGGGUCAGGAAGAAUACACACACAAACAAGGAGAAGAAGAUCAAUCGAGUGAGGUUUGACAGCUUCAUGCGCCUAUGGGAAACCAUGUUUCGACUGCAGAUCGUCAGGAUUAUUGAGGUGGACGAAAAAAACGAAGCUAUCGUCAUGGAGGCGAGGCAGCCCGAGUUCCACAAUCGUUUGCUGGAAGCAGCCAAGGAAGACAAAGCCUGGUGGGGAAUGAACCGCAAACAGCUCGAUAAGAUCAAAAGCUUCUCGAAGAUCAUGUACAAGUUCUUGGGCUCGUUAUGCCUCCGGCCUGUUCCAAGAACAAGGCCCAACAGUGCGCAAUCAUUGGAGGACAAGCAGGACUUCUUGUGGUCGAGGCGUUGGAGGUUUCAUGUCCAACGCAAGGAGCUUGAAGAGCAUGACGAUCUUCAUGGCUUUCUUGCCCAGAAAUGUCCUGAUCACGUGCAGAGUCCGCUUCUUACUCCGAAUGUCAAGAGUGCUGCCGUGGGCACGGACGGGAGCAGCAACCUCCAUCAAGUCAUGUCCGAGUCAGACGCUGUCUCUACACUACGGGACAGCGAUGAGAGUGACACAGAUGGAGGCAUCUGCGCAGAGAUGGAGGAUCAAUUCCAUGACGCCGGCAUGUUCCAUGAUGCCGGCAUGUUCCCUGAUGCCGGCAUGUUCCAUGACAAUGCCGGCAUGUUCCUUGCCACGGAACUUGAAGCGGCCUCACUCCCAGACUCGGAGCUCACCUUGAACGAUGACGACGAUAUCUUCAACUUCAAUGUAUUGUGUAUGUCUCCGGGGUCGUGA
This is a messenger RNA of Guillardia theta CCMP2712, 804 nucleotides long. RefSeq lists its product as hypothetical. The coding region runs from base 1 to 804 and encodes 267 amino acids. The record is from RefSeq and is a predicted model, not a curated record. The transcript has a single exon. Lineage: Eukaryota; Cryptophyceae; Pyrenomonadales; Geminigeraceae.